Messenger RNA from Linum trigynum, 3236 nucleotides. Lineage: Eukaryota; Viridiplantae; Streptophyta; Magnoliopsida; Malpighiales; Linaceae. The record is from the annotation of a GenBank genome assembly.
UAACACAUCCUGCGGUUGUGAAAAUGAGACAAGACAACAUCCUACAUUUUCAUCCCUUGAGUUUCUUCACAAUAUUUUCUUAAGCCUUUAAUGAAAAAGAUCAUCUUCUUCAAUCGUCCUGCUAAUAUUUUUCGAGUUUGUCCUCUUUAUUAAUAUCGACAAUGUAAAAACUUUCAAAUUGUUGCUCCUCUCUCUUUCUCUCUCUCAUGUUCUAAUUCAAAUUUCUUCAAAAUUUGAAUGGUUGACAAGCUUAUGAAUACACUAAGAAAAUCUAACUCAUAUUUGGGGAUUUUUCGUACACUGUAAAUUACUUUUGUUGGCAUUAUUCUAUAACACAGUUCUAUGGUAGCCUAUCAACCAAAUUUUGCUUUUAUGGGCACCAAAUAGAGGAAACAAAAAUCAAAAGAACAAUAAGAACCCUUUUGAAGUUUUCUUGGUGGCCUUAUUUAGGGGUUUUGGCUUCUACAGUUGUUGGGGAGUGGAUGAUUUCUGUCACUACUUUAAUCUUUAACUAGAAUCAAUACCCACGGCUACGCCGCGGGAGAUGUAGUAUAUGUAAAAACAUUUUCAUUAUCCAAGACUGUACUGGAAUCCAAUUCCAGUAGUGGAGUUUUGCGUUCAUAGCCUCAGCUUUCUAACCCGGUGAAGACUAGUCAUCUGCCGGGUAGUCGGACUGAGAGGGCUUGGUCAGCUUAAGAGAUUCCAAGCUACUGUCAGUUCUUCCGCAGUUUAAAGAACAGUUAGUAUACCCAGGGUAAUUACAACUGUGACCUAACUCAGGAGGGGACUUAUUCCCGAGUGACUCUUCCCUUGCUUUACAAAACCGAACCAUUUCCUGCUUUCUUACUGCUUUUAGUUAAAAUCACAAUCACUCGACUUAGUUUGCUAGAUAAUAGAUAUUCACGGAGUAGGCAGUAGAUCUAGACCCCGGGUUGACAAAUAGAGCUUGCCUGUUACUGCAUUUCUGGACUGCGAUUACACUUGGUCGCAGUUUGGUGUUGUGUUUUAGCGUGUCAAGUUUUUGGCCCCGUUGCCGGGGACCUCUAGGUUAUUGGGGAAACGUGAAAGUUUGUUACUCUAGCUUUUUCUUUACUGCAUUUUCUCUCUUCCACCUGUGUGCCUUCACAGGUUGCUUUUGCUGAUUGUGUGCAGGUAGUGCAUGACCCGUAGCCAGUCGGGAGAUUUACUACCAUUAGACCAAGAGCUUGAACAGACCUGUAGGAACUUCAAGCGGGCUCUAAAGACACGACUGGCUGCGGAGGAGGCCUUAGCACAGCUGCAAAUCACCGAGGAGGAAGAGAUGGGUGACCCACAGGACCAUGAUGUGGUCCUUCCCGAGGAGCAGACCAUGGGGUAUUACUGGACCGUCAGAGCCGCGGGCAUGAGGUCUCCCAUUCAACACCCUCAUGUUCCAGCUUGAGGUGAGCACCUCUGUCAUCACCAUGUUGCGCGGUUCGGUGGUAUUCCAUGGCAAGAAGGGGGAGUGCCCCCGAUCACACCUGAUCGAUGGGAUCAAGAUCAAUGGGGUCUCAACCGAUGAAAUCCAGCUGAGGUACUUCCCAUUUACUCUGGAGGGGCAGGCCAAGGAGUGGCUAGACACUCGACUUCCAGGCUCGAUCACCACGUUCGCCAACCUGGAGUACAGGUUCCUCACCCGCUAUCUGUCGUGUAUCCUUCUGUGCUCCCCAUUUUGCAGGACCCCCCUCCCAUACCUUCGCCGUCACUCCCGUCCACUCUGUUAUCAUAAGAAAAGAUCAAGGAGGAGUGGCGGCCGAAACUGCAGGUAGCUAAGCCUGCUCAAAAGAAAGCUGAAGACCACUAUUAGCUGGUUCCGCCUCCUGAGCAUCGACCGCCUUGGCCAUCCGAGUAUUCACUCGCUUGCAUCCUGUCGGAUGGCCAGGUUGAGUUGACGAGUGCUGGUGGUCACACCCGUCGUGUGCAUGGCCACCAUCUGAAGCUGUACCUCAAGAGCGAUGUGGAUCCGCCCUUGGAGGCACAUGUUCCUACACCUCUCUGAGCAUCCACCCUACUGGCGUCCAGCUAAAAGACUGUAAAGAAGCGCUUGUGGGGAGGCAACCCCACCAAGGUUUGUUUUCCUUUCGUUUGUUUUCGGUUUGUCCACUUGGAGCUAUGGUUUCUAUCACCCAAUGUGUUUUGAUGACUCUAGCCCUACUGACAGUCUGUAUUCCCGGUAACAUCGUUUCUCCUUAUCUUUCCUCUGCUCCAUUGAGGGCAAUGUCGUGCUUAAGUGUGGGGGUGUUUAUCUAUUUUGACUGCUAGAUGAGUUUGUGUGCUUGGAACCUAGUCCACUGUCCAAUUUGAUGAAUUGAGGGCUCCAAGUACUGUUCCCUGCAAAAUCCUGCUCAGUAUGCUUUGAAUUGACAGUCUUUAUGGUGAUAUGCAACCUAGGGAGGUAGUUGUAGGAGGAUGUUGAAGUAUAAGAUUUUUCAUAUCUGUCUCUCUGAUGUGCCGGUUGAUUUUGUGAACUAGUGGAUUUAGGACCGUUGAUUCAUGUGGUAUUGAUGACUUCUCUUAUGUUGUGUUGUGGACUCGUGUAUCGAAAAAGGGUGCUCAAGUGUGAAAUGAAAAAGCAGUUGGUCCUCCAUGUAAAAAAUUUGAAAUUCUAAGACAUGAGGUAAGCCCAACGUGUGCGGCACCGUUCAUUGCACAAAAUCGGGUUUUGGAAGAGACUUUAGUGAUCCUUGGUGGGGUAGGCCUACAAGGUGAAGCUAAGUUGUCUCUAGAAAAUCUUCUGCCGACGAUUGGGGUUGAAUGUUGCUAUAGAGGUCUGGAGAGUUGCAUUGGUUUGGGUCAGGUUUGCGACAAGCAAACGGUUAAGUGUGGGGGAAUUUGAUGACUUGAUAUAUACACAUGUUUUUAUCCACCAUUCUUGUACCGUUUGAGUCUCAUCUCUCGUGUUUUGAAACCACCAACGUUUAAUAUACACCUCGACGACUAGUUAGUGAGUACUACAAUGUCGAAAAAGGCCAGGUUUAUUACAAAGUGGUGCAUGCUAUUGUUAUUCUAUCAAAAUAUCAUAAUCCAUUUCUCCGUAAUUGACUUAACUUGUAAUAAUAUAGUUAAUGUUCGAAUGAAAUACCCUUUGUUGCUAAAAUAAAAUGACGGUACUCUAACAUGUGGUGUUGAUCUACAAAGCAAUGCACAAAUAUACUCUUGCGAUUGUCACAAUACUGAUAUUUUAACAUAAGCAAGUAUCAUAAAUUAAUGAUGAUGAA